This is a messenger RNA of Adineta steineri, 2142 nucleotides long. NCBI's taxonomy places the organism in Eukaryota, Metazoa, Rotifera, Eurotatoria, Adinetida, Adinetidae. The record is from the annotation of a GenBank genome assembly.
AUGCCGAAACAACGAUCGAAAUUUGAUGAAUCGAUGCUUCAUCAUUUUGACCGUGCAUUUCAUACAAUUAUUACAAAACAUCAUGUCGAUCUUCGUUAUGUUUUAUCACCUUAUCUACAUAACAUGUUACUUUAUCAUGCAAAACGUCAUGAAAUUGAUUUUGUUGGCUAUACAUAUGAAUUAAUUGGAAUUAUGUCGUAUUAUUUGAAAUCAUCGUAUAUUUAUCGAUUUAAGAGCUGUGAAAAUCCUUCACCAACACAUUUUUAUCAAAUAUUAAUCGCUCUUUCAGCUUUUGGUAAAUCAACACUUCAUACGUUACUUAAAUCAUCAGUGAUGAAUGAAUAUAGUGUUCGAAUGAAUGGUGAAGAAUAUAAUCAUCGAAAAUCUGGUUUUCUGGAUGGUUUUGAUGCUUUUGUCGAUGAAACAAGUGCUGCUGGACUGCAAACAGGUCUCGUUAAUGGAGAUAAAAUGAUAUUUAGCGAUGAAGGAGACAAUAUUCUUAAAACUAAUGGUCUUUUGGGUGCAAUUAGAACGUUUAAUAAAGAGUUAAAAUCAGGUUCACUAGCAGCUAACAUAGGUCGUUUAACUAUUAGUUGUCUAAGUACAAGUGAACCAAUUAUCAGAAUGCUGGCACGUCGUUUUAGUGGCGGUUCUACUUGUCCAAUGCUUGAGCGAUUCGCCGUUUUAUAUGCUGAAACGAAACCAAAAUACUCUUUCCAGCGUCCACAAACAAUUAAACAUAAAAUGCCAUCAUUAUCUCAGUAUAUUAUGGUUCUUGGACAAAUAAAUAAUAUAGAUUUUUAUUUUGAUAAUGAUGCUGAAAAUCUAUAUGCUGCAUACGGUGAUGCUUUAACAUAUGCAAUGAAAGAAAAUGAACGAAAUGCUCCAUGGUUGAGUACUCGAUUCGGUAAAAGCAGAGACCAUUCACUUCGUCUUUGUGCCCUUAUUCAAGGAUUGGAAAUGGCAGCUGUUGUUUGUCAUGAUCUUUUUGUUGAAGAUCCGACAUAUAUUAAUGGCUUUGCAGAUAAACGGUUUUUUGAUGCAGCUGUAAAAAAAACCAAUGAACUUUUUUUUCCAUUAUCAAAUGAUCAAAGACGUUUAUCAAUUGGAAUUGAAGUUGUACAAAGUGCAAUUUAUUUGACUAACAAAAUUAUUGAGCAAUAUCGAGAGAUUCGAAUGGACUUAUCAUUAGUAACUGAAGUAUUACCUACCGAACAAAAGAAUGUUGGUAUGAAGAGAAAGCAAAAUGUUACUGGUUAUGAAGAAGAUCACCUUCAAGGUGAAGAAGAAUCAACAUCGACCAAAUAUAACAACAAUAGAUUAACUAACAAAAAGGUUCGUGAAAAUCAAACUGUAGCAAAAGCAGUUUCUAUGUUUAAUCCAACAUCUGAUGAAGGUAUUAGAAUUAUUAAAUUAAUUCUUCUUGUCAAUGCUUCCAUCUUAACCAAAUCAGUAUGGUCGCGUCAUCCGACUCUCAAAAACUAUAUUCCAUUACUUGUACCAGCACUUCAACAUUUAAUAGAUGUGGAACUAUUAAUGGUAUUUGAACGUGGUGCCAUUGUUACUUCAAAUGAACACCGAUUCGUACCUAUUUAUAUUAAAAAGAUGAUUUCACCUUUAUCUGCAAAAGAAAAUAUGGCAUUGUCCAAAUUAUUGAAGAUGUUCAAUAUUGAACACUCAGUAUAUGUUGCUACAUGGUCCAAUAUUUCUUUAUCUUCGACAAUUACGUUAACAGAAGAAGUAUAUGAUUUUUUAUCUGCUGCACCAUAUUCGACAUUUAUAUCUGAUAAUAUUAUUCAAUGGGCUCCAAAAUGUCGACGACAAUUAUCGUCCAAUAUUAAUAACAGUCAAACAAGAGAUCAUAGUGAAAUUACACAAACAGUCAUACCUUUAACACACGCAUCAGCUUCAUCGAUAAAUGUCCGCACAAAUAUGAUGCCAAAAGUAUUAAUUGGUUCUUCUAGUAAUAUAACAAUUCAUAACAAUGAAAUAGAACAAGAAAAUCAUCAACAGGAACAAACGAACAGUGUACCAAUGGAAACGACAAAUCAACCACUUACUCUUUUACCAGUCGGUAGUUUACCAACAGCAGCAAAUUUAAUGUUAACACGACAAACAAUUCAUAAAAAAUUUAAAAGAUAA